This is a messenger RNA of Didymella exigua CBS 183.55, 1233 nucleotides long. RefSeq names its product class II peroxidase. Gene Ontology annotation, biological process: response to reactive oxygen species; cellular response to oxidative stress; hydrogen peroxide catabolic process. NCBI's taxonomy places the organism in Eukaryota, Fungi, Ascomycota, Dothideomycetes, Pleosporales, Didymellaceae. Gene Ontology annotation, molecular function: heme binding; peroxidase activity. The transcript is spliced from 2 exons. The coding region runs from base 1 to 1233 and encodes 410 amino acids. The record is from RefSeq and is a predicted model, not a curated record.
AUGAAGCUAUCACUAAUAGUUGUCGCUGGCCUCGGCGCCCUUACUGUUUUUGAGUGCACAUAUGCCUACCCAGGAAUGGGUGCCACAGUAGACGAGGUCAAGCAAAGGAUACAAGGGAGGCAGCAACUUUCCGGGCAUCAAAGACUAGCAUCGAACGCCCGACGCCAGACAACCAAGGUCCCAGAUCCCAACGAUACGCAAGACCCCAACGCGGUUGAAGAUGUGGCCGAUGCAGCACCUAAGCUGAUUGGAGACAUCAAAGAUGGCGGUACAACCGCUGUCGGCAAAGCAAUCGCUCGGAUCAUCACCGAGCAAGAAACAGGCCAAAGCAGUGUCGGCGGAUACCAGAUUCCUGGCUCGCUUGGCACGUUCAAGUGCAAAGCAGAUACCUGCUGCGUCUGGGCACAUAUCUCUCUCCAGCUCACAAACAUCUUCCGCGGCCAAUCUGGCCGCUGCAAAAAGUACGCUCGCGCCGCCAUCCGGCUCGGCUUCCACGACGCCGGAACGUGGAAAGAUGGUCUUGACUUUGGUGGUGCGGACGGCAGUAUCAUUCUCGCCAAGGAAGAGAUCUCUCGCCCCGACAACAAAGGUCUACAAGACAUCGUCCGCGUCCUCGGCAACAUGUACAGGCAGACAUUCAAACAAUACGGCAUCGGCGUAGCAGACCUCAUCCAAUUCGCUGCCAAACACGCCGUCGUCACAUGCCCGCUCGGUCCGCGCAUCCGCACUUUCGUCGGCCGCAAAGACUCCUCCAGAGCGAACAUGGACGGCCUGCUCCCCGGCGUCAACGACUCGGCAGACACCCUCAUCGCGCUCUUCGCGGCCAAAACAAUCGGCCCCCACGAGCUCACCGCGCUGCUGGGCGCGCACACAGCGAGUCAGCAGUUCCACGUCGACCCCUCGCGCGCCGCGGCGCCCCAGGACGGCACUCCGGGCGUUUGGGAUACUCUUUUCUACAACCAGACGCUGGGCCUGGGGCCGCUGCCCAAAGCUGUCUUCCGGUUUCCGAGCGAUGUUGUGCUUGCGCAGGAUCCGAGGACGAGGGACGAGUGGAGGAAGUUCAGCAUUGGGAGGGAGGGGCAGGAGGAUUGGAAUGAGGAUUAUGCAUAUAGCUAUAUCAGGUUGAGUUUGUUGGGGGUCAACAAUAUCAAUCAGCUUACCGAGUGCACUAAGGUGCUGCCUAUGCCGACGAAGAGCUUCAGGGGGGCGGGCGAUUUGUUGAUUGCGGAGUAG